Molecule: messenger RNA, 2364 nt
Organism: Actinia tenebrosa (Australian red waratah sea anemone)
Lineage: Eukaryota; Metazoa; Cnidaria; Anthozoa; Actiniaria; Actiniidae
Source: RefSeq, a predicted model, not a curated record
CACGCUUAGGAAUUUACUAUUUCCAUUAGCCAAUCAAGGCACAGCGAUGAUAUCAUAUUGAUUGUAGAAUGACACCUGUCAUGAAGUUAUUAUAAAUAGAGCUCAUGUAAUUAGUUUUAGUCAGAGUGAAGAGAAAGUAGAAUAAAGAUCCCGAGUAGCUCUACCGAGAGCGGUCCAUCCCAUAACAGUACAACGAACUAUUAGUAGCUGUUGUUACUGCUAAACUAUACUUAAUUGGAGAAACAGGAAUUUAAAAUGGUGUCAAUAGACAAACACAGCAAAUGCUCGUAGCCACCAGGCAGCGCCGAGUCAUCACUGGAAAAACUUGUUAUUGGUUGACUGAUGCAUUAAGAUACAAAGAACCAAGAUCAUAUGUCAUAAUGAAAGGAUCAACAACACAGCCUUAUCGAAUUUGCACUAAUAUUUUUCGAGCAUUUUAUUUUUCCCACUUCGCAACAACAUGAAGAUGUUAUAUUUAAAGUUUACAGUGGCUUUUGUUUGUAGUGCUCGCCUUCGUCGUGUAGUAUUUCCCGCCCAUUUCUAUCGAAAAUAACUUUCUUUCUUAAAUUUUAGGAGUCGUAGUUGUAUCCAUAUUCAUGUGUGGAGUGAGCACUUGUUAAAUAUGUAUGUCUCUAAUCGAGCCACAUGUAAACUAUCCUAAAUAUGUCUAUGUCAAUAUUAUAUCAGCUACCUGCGUUUGCGCCGUUGUAAAAUAUAUUAUACAAACUUUACAAUUAGCUCUUAAUAGAAUUGAGCAUUUAUUUCCUUGACAUUUAUUCCUUGCUAAACCAUACUCCAAAUCGGAGCUCUGUAGGAGGGUUUUGAGUUUUACAUGAUGUACCGUUCGUUUCGUGCAGUGUUGUGUAUUCUCUUCUUGUGCUCGGUCGGUAAAUCGUCUUUCAAAAACGCGCUGUUCAAAUCCCAUCUAUUUCAUACUGUUCCGUCUUCAGAAUUUAUUAACGUUUUGAAUGUCAGAAGCGUUAUCGAGUGUGGGUUGUCUUGCAUGAGAUCACAGAGGUGUGUUUCGUUUAACUUCGCAUUGGAAGCCAACAUUGAGGGCAAUUAUGUAUGUCAGUUGCUACCAACCGAUCUAAUACAUCAUGGUCUGGCUGCAACUCCUUUCUUUCACCAUUUUGAACUUGUCGUUACGGAUCCUUGCCACAGCUCACCAUGUCUAAAUGGCGGCAAGUGUAGUGCGAAUUCCGGAGGUAGCGAAUACAGUUGUUUUUGUCCUCCGUGGUACGCUGGAAAAACCUGCGAAAAAGCCAACUGGGUGAAAAUUAACACUACUCCGCUAUGCUUUGGAAGUCGUGACGACGCCUUCAGCCCGUUCGUUAUCCAGAAGACCGGCCUUCUAUCGACGAUGAAACUAGUCCACGUCAGAGGAAACAUAACAUGUGACGUCACCAAUGCUAACGGCUGGAAUAACUGGGGUUGCCUUGGAAGACACGGUAACCAUAUGUACAUGAGUGUUAUCAUAACCACCCGUAGUGACAGUAUAGUGCUGCCAGAAAGGAAAUAUUUCAUGCAUAAUGAUAAGGUCUAUAAUUUCCCUGGCUGUAACGCAUCUUCCCCUGAGCUGAUUUUCCCCAAAUUAGCGAGCCCACUGUAUGUUAUGACAGGUCAGCAGUAUCGAAUCUGGUUUGCGCAGGACUUGAGAGACUUCAGCGAGACAAACAAUGGGGGUACUAAUUGUGUUGAUGUUUUUGGAUUGUACGAGUAGAGUAAGACCCAACCAACCUGGUCGGUGGGGAUGGGGGUGGGUCGGAGGAAGAGUAAGACCCAAUAGAGACUUUGCACUCUUACGUGAUUUCAGCCAUGACAGGAGACACAACAACAGAGUCGUUCUCCCGUGUGAAACUGAAUUCUUUCUCAUGUAAAUUAGAUUAGGCCAGAUUCUAUUGUUCCUACGUCCUGUCAUGGCUGCCAUCACGUGAUCGGGUGCAAAGUCUCUAUACGUAUAUUGUAUAUUUUGAAAUAUUAGACUCUUCUAACACUAAGAAGUCCUACAUAUCAACUAAGAGAAACAGGCUACACUUAACCAACAAGUCUGUUAUACUAAUUUAUCUCUUUCUUGUUAAUUAACUACAUUCCUGGACUUAACAUUGUUCUAUUUAUUGUUUAUUAUUUACUCAUUUUGUAGCUACAUUCCUUAACUUAGUAUUGUUUCUUUGUUCGAAACAUGUCUAAAUUUAAAAAAAAAUGUGAUUUCAGUUUUUUUCCCAUUUAUUUCUAGUGAAAUAUUACUUUAUAGUGGUUUGUGCCUCGCAAUAAGCCUGAAGCGAGAUGACGUUUUACCCCCGUCUCUAGACCAUAAUCCUUUUCACAUGGCUUUUGUUCUUUAAUUAUGACUAUUGUUCCAGU